Molecule: messenger RNA, 2302 nt
Organism: Amphibalanus amphitrite
Lineage: Eukaryota; Metazoa; Arthropoda; Thecostraca; Balanomorpha; Balanidae
Product: endoplasmic reticulum junction formation protein lunapark-A-like
Exons: 12
Coding region: 202-1662 (486 amino acids)
Biological process (GO): endoplasmic reticulum tubular network organization
Cellular component (GO): endoplasmic reticulum tubular network
Source: RefSeq, a predicted model, not a curated record
GGCCAGCCCACUACAGUUGUAGAAAGGAUGUGUUCUUUCUUUUCAUGUUUUUAUUUUGUCAAUUCCUCCAGUUCCUAGGGGGCUGAAAAGGGGAAAAUCACUCAAAUUUGUCACAGAAUCAGCUCAACCUGGGCUAGCAAUCUAUUAUAAGCUAAUUGGAUCACACCACAGCUGCCUAAAGUUUCUGCUUUUUAAGAAAACAUGGGCAUCAUAUUUUCACGAUUUCGGCGCAAGCAGUCCACCAUCGAGGUGCUGCAGCAGAUCGAGGACGACAUGGCGGCCAUCGAGGAGUACAAGACGGGCACGCGCCGCCGCCAGCAGCGCGUCUCCGCCGUCAUCGUGGCCUACUCUGUGGUGCUCUACGUGGCCGCCGGCGUUCUCCUCUACUACCACUACUUUCCGGACGAUAUGACCACGCGCCUCCUCUGCGUGGGCGCGCUCCUUCUCUUCCCCGCUGUGGUCUUCUUACUCAAGAGGCUGUUAAUGUGGUAUUAUGGAAGGAAGAUAUCGAAAAAUGAACUGAAAUUAGCUUCAUUAAAAAAGAAGAAGGAAACCAUCUUGGAAGAGGUUCAAGAUAAGGAAACUUACAAAGUUGCCAAACAGAUUUUGGAGAAAUUUGCCCCCGAACAGCUGAGACGAUCUCCGCUGCGGCCGACAGGCAGUCCGUCCACGCCCGCCCAGCAGACUGGCAGUCUGGCCGUGGCGCGCCACCGUCAGCUGGCGGCCAGCGCGGCGGUGGCUCGGACUCCGGUGCCGGACACUCCCCUAGGUCGCGGCGCGCCCCAGCCAGGUGCCGGACGGUACGCGCCCGUCGGCGGCCUGGUGGCGCAGUCGCCGCUGUCGGGCGUCCCGGGCCGCGCGCUGCAGCCUCAGAUGGGCGGGCCGCGCGCGGGGCCGCCGCUGCCGCGGCCGGUGCUGCCCCGCGAGCGCGGCAUCAUGGACCGCAUGCUCGACUACCUGGUGGGCGACGGGCCGGCCAACCGGUACGCGCUCAUCUGCUGCCAGUGCCAGAGCCACAACGGCAUGGCGCUCAAGGAGGAGUUCGAGUACCUCGCGUUUCGAUGCAGCUACUGUUUCGCGUGGAACCCCGCCCGCAAGCAGCGGCCGUCGGCGCCUCGGCUGCCGGCAGCGCCCACGUCUGGCGAGAGCAUGGUGGAGUCUGAUACAACCGAGACGAGUGAGAGCGAGACUGAGGGUGAACGUACUAGCGAUCGGCCGACCUCCGAGGCGGAGCAGCCGGCCGACCGGGCGGACGAAUCCUCUGCGGCACCGGCGGAGCGUGUCGAGGAACGGACAGAGCGGGCCGCUGCGGGCUCCGACCCACCGGACGGGGCGGAGGGACCGCCGGCGGACAGACUGGCGGAGGCCGCGGCACACCGGCCGGGGCCCGAGUCGGCGCCGGCGGAGGAGCCGCACACACAGCCGGCGGAGUCCCCGGGUCCGGAGUCCCAGGGUCCGGCGGCGGAGUCUGAAGGGCAGUCAGGUCCGUCUGUGCCAAUGGAGGCGGCCGCGCCCGUGCCUCCGUCGGAUUCGACCGCGGACGAGCCGUCUUCGUCCAGUCAACGAGCUGAUGAUCAAACACAAGGGUCAGAGGAGGCGGCGGCCCUGGGCGCUGGCGUGGCGGACGUGCCGUUUGCGGACGACUGCGGAUCGGACCCCUGAGCGGCCAUGGAGCGGUCGGACGGCCGUCAACUCACCCCCGGCCAUUGGAGCUCAGGUCGACAGUGCGGUGCCUUAGCGUUGUGUGGUGUGCGCCCCCCUACCGGGACCCCGGGUGGGCCCUUUUGGCUGUGCCGCCGUGAGUGGACAUAGUGUCUUCCCUGGGAGCUGCUGAUAGUAGCAGGGUGUGUGGAUCGCUCACCCUGCCUCCCCCCACUGCCUGUGCCCCUCCCCCCCCCCGGUCCUGGGGAAGCCGCUGUGGUGCGUCACCGGGCGCUGCCGGUGAUUGUGGUUCGGUGCUGCGCUGGGACGCGCUCUCUGGUGGAAAUCUCGGCCAGGCUCUCUGCCACCCGAGCGUCUGGGCUAUGGUCGCGACUGGUGUACCUCUCCAAGAGGCUUGUUUGGUUUUACGGGGCUGGUGUUGAGAGCAACCUUUAUGCGCUGGAAUAUAUGGGCUCGGGUGAGACGUUGGGCAGGUGCGUUGGCGGCGACGCUUUCGAGCCGUACCUCGCUCGUUUUUUUUUUCUAACCUUUGACUACAUAGUCAGAGUGCGAGCUGCCUGGAACGUGCGUUAUUCUUUUGUAGACGAGUGUUAAAUUAUAUGUACUGGAAAGUGUUACUAAUAUAUGCAUAAUUUAUUCA